Messenger RNA from Schizosaccharomyces japonicus yFS275, 771 nucleotides. RefSeq names its product meiotic recombination protein Rec6. NCBI's taxonomy places the organism in Eukaryota, Fungi, Ascomycota, Schizosaccharomycetes, Schizosaccharomycetales, Schizosaccharomycetaceae. The record is from RefSeq and is a predicted model, not a curated record. The coding region runs from base 1 to 771 and encodes 256 amino acids. The transcript has 3 exons.
AUGUGGAACACACUUAGUCUUGUACCUCGUUUAGAAUUGGCUUCUAAUGAACGCGAGUUUUUGCUUACGUUGGCACCGCAAGACAGCCGUGCUUGGCGUCCAAAACCUGUGCGUGAGCUGCUGAAGAUUACUAUGCAGUGUGCAUUGCUUCCCAUCCGAAAAGGUGCGGACCAUUUUGAAGGAACGUGGGAUCUGAUGGCUGUUGCCGCUUUGCUUCGAGAUGUUUGGCUGAAACACGUCCUCCAGUGUCUUAGCCGGUGCUGUCCCUUGUCUUUUUUGCCUCGGUUUUAUGAGAAAGUCUCAGGUGCCAUGCUGUACAGCAAGCCCGUAAGCUCUUCCAUCGCCCAGCUGCUUUCGCGGUCGGAGCGCACAGAAGCGGGUGAGUGGGACGAAGACUCGGUGAACGAAGUGCUCUACAGCAACUGUGUCCGAACGUACAUGCGUCGUUCUCACCGGAAAGAGUUUCCCAAUGAGCUUGUCGAAACUAACAACGAGCCGCCAUCGUCCACGUCUAUCAUAGUGGGUUCCGACGAUGAGGCUACGGCCGUAUCGUAUGCAGAGACAUCAAUCGCAUGCAAACUGCCUCCUUCUUCACCGCCCAUUCCAGCGAGUGACGAAGUGUUUCCGCAGGACAUAAUCUGUGAAGAUGUCGAAGAGGCGGCCGACGCCGACGAGUCUAUGCUCGGGUCUCUCCCCUACCAACAAACUUCCGAAACAAUUUUGUCUACCGAUGCUAAUGCUUAUGAAGAAAUGCUGCUUGAGCAGACGUGA